Messenger RNA from Columba livia (rock pigeon), 1106 nucleotides. It is a transcript of the gene COMMD2, whose product is annotated as COMM domain containing 2. Bases 93 to 692 code for a protein of 199 amino acids. The record is from RefSeq and is a predicted model, not a curated record. Lineage: Eukaryota; Metazoa; Chordata; Aves; Columbiformes; Columbidae. The transcript is spliced from 5 exons.
CCGGCGGCUCCUCCGGCCCGGCAGCCCCGGCCCCGCGCAGGCGCGUCCCGGGCACGUCCCGCCCCUUCCUGCGCGGCGGCCGGGCCGGGGCGAUGCUGCUGGUGCUGUCGGAGGAGCAGAAGGCGCACCUGGGCUGCCUGCCGCGGCUGGGCGCCGCAGCCGUCGGCGAGCUGGGGCGGCUGGCGGUGGAGCUGCUGCGGCGGGGCGCGGCGCCAAGGGCCUGCGAGGCGGCCGCCAGAAAACUUGACGUUGGUGUUGACACCAUUCAGCACUGCGUAGAGGGACUAACGUAUCUUCUGACUGAAAGCUCCAAGCUUAUGAUUUCUGAGCUAGACUUCCAAGAUUCCAUUAAUGUGCUGGGCUUCCCAGAUGAGCUGAACACCGUGCUGCUCCAGCUGUACCUCGACAGCAGGAAGGAGCUCAGGAGCGUUCUCAGCGAGCUGGCGCCAAAGCUGCCCAGCUACCACAGCCUGGAGUGGAGGCUGGACGUGCAGCUCGCCAGCAGAAGUCUGAGACAACAGAUCAAGCCCACUGUGACCAUAAAGCUCCAUCUUAAUCAGAACGAAGAUCGGACAGCCCAGGUGUUGCAAACCGACCCGUCUACCCUCCUGCACCUCAUUCAGCAAUUGGAACAAGCGCUGGGGGAAAUGAAAACAAACCAUUGCAGGAGAAUAGUGCGCAACAUGAAAUAGUGUUGAAUCGUGGCUGUUGUUGUACUGAGCGCUUUGUGAAACAAGUAAACCCUAUGUUCACAAAUACAGGUUGAGGAAAAAUAAACAUCUGGAUCAGAUGAAACGCUAUCCUGAGCCGGUGAUUACAGGCUGCGCGUCCUCUGGUGCUGACCUCGCACGCCCGCCUGACGCGAGACAGGCGGCUGGUUUUGCUUCACCUGCACGUGGAGCAGCUCAGCGUGCUGUGACGAGAAUUUCCUUAGGGCUGAGUUAGUAUAGUUCUACUUGAAGAGCUUUCCUAUGUUAAGUAGAGCUGUCUCAGUGUUAUCGGAAGCUGCACGUUUAUUUUUACAUUCAUUGGGUAGUUUUUCCCCUUGGUUUUGCUUCUGUUUUGAAAUAAUAAUAAUAAACAGUACUGGCGGGAAUUAUACCUUA